CUCUUUGUUGUUCCUUGUAGGUAACACACCUGUGUGCAAAAUGAUAGCAGCCACUUGUUGGGUGCCUAAAGGGGUUUCAAAGUCUCUUCCAGUCGUGGCAGAACCACCUUCUAAAGAGGAAAUCGAAGAGAUACUGAAGAGUGGUGCUUUAGAGAGAAGUGGAGACAGUGAGAAUGAGGACGAUGAAGACAUGGAUGUUGAUGCGGCCAAGCAAACAGAUGAAGUAUCCCAUGCAUUGGCAGCGGCAGAUGCACUUGGCAAGACAUUAAAUACAAGUUCUGGAACAAACUUCCAAGACAUAACCGAUGGCCUUAGGGAGCUUGACAUGGAUCACUAUGACGAAGAAGAUGACGGCAUCGAGCUAUUUAGUACGGGACUCGGGGACACCUACUAUCCAAGUAAUGACAUGGACCCAUAUCUGAAAGAUAAAAAUGAUGAUGAGGAGGAGGAAAUUGAGGAUUUGGCCAUAAAGCCAUCGGACGCAGUUAUAGUUUGUGCUCGGAAUGAGGAUGAUGUCAGCCAUCUUGAGGUUUGGAUAUUCGAGAACUCAGAUGAUGGUGAACGAAACAUGUUUGUUCAUCAUGAUAUCAUCCUUCCAGCCUUUCCCCUUUGCACAGCAUGGCUUGAUUGUCCUCUUAAAGGAGGCGACAAAGGAAACUUCAUAGCAGUAGGUUCAAUGGAACCUGCCAUUGAAAUAUGGGACCUAGACCUCAUUGACGAAGUCCAGCCUUUUAUGGUGUUAGGUGGAAUUGCUAAGAAGAAGAAAAAAGGAAAGAAGAAAUCAGUCAAAUUCAUGAAGGAUAGCCACACAGAUUCUGUACUUGGCCUUGCUUGGAACAAGGAAUUCAGGAAUGUACUGGCCAGUGCAAGUGCUGACAAUACUGUUAAGAUUUGGGAUGUGGCAACAGGCAAAUGUGACAUCACAAUGGAACAUCAUAUAGACAAGGUUCAAGCAGUUGCAUGGAAUCAUCAUGUGCCACAAGUUCUUCUUAGUGGAUCUUUUGAUCGCUCAGUUGUCAUGAAGGAUGGGAGGGUGCCUUCAUCCUCAGGCUGUAAGUGGCUGGUUACAGCUGAUGUUGAAAGCUUGGCGUGGGAUCCACACACUGAGCAUUCAUUUGUGGUCAGUCUUGAAGAUGGUACGGUUCAAGGUUUCGACAUCAGGGGUACUAAGUCUGACUCAAGCUCUGUGUCCAAGCCAAGUUUCACUCUUCAUGCACAUGACAAAGCUGUGUGCACGGUAUCCUACAAUCAUGCUGCACCUAAUCUCCUUGCAACAGGGUCUACAGAUAAAAUGGUGAAACUUUGGGAUGUAUCAAACAACGAACCUUCUUGUGUUGCAUCCCAGAAUUCUAAAGCUGGAGGCAUCUUUUCCAUUUCCUUCUCUGGGGACAGCCCAUUCCUGCUAGCUAUAGGAGGCUCCAAGGGAAGAUUGGAAGUAUGGGACACCUUAUCUGAUGCUGGGGUUGCAAAAAAAUUUGGGAAGUAUAAUAAAAGUAAAGUAACAUCCCCAGCAGAGCCUUGAUUUGAAACAAGAGAGACAGAAAUGUAUAUACUGAAUGUAUACCAGUGGCUGGAGUCACGAUAAGGAAAGCAGAAGCUACUGAAACCAAGGCUCUUCUGAUGCAACUUUAAAACAAGUCGGGCUUUUGAACAAGGUUAAAAUGGAUGUCUCCUUUCUGUUUUUUGGUUCCUUUCCUGGUAUAAAAACCAGAAGGUUUGACUGGAAUUGGAGGCUUUUGGCUCUGUGUCUGGUUUUUAAAACUUGUCGUCGAGUAUCUGUUAGGUUGUGUGGCUGCUGUAUGUAAUUGAUUGUGAUCAAUUUUGAGGUUAUGUAUGCUAGUGGAAUUGUUCUUUUCUUAGGCUAAAUUAAGAGAAUUGUAUGGCAUGACAUCUUCAAUCAUGCUUGACCUGGUUGAUUCAUAGUUUCUGAUGUGCUAAUAGAUCUCUAUGUUAUGGUCAAUAAUU
This is a messenger RNA of Telopea speciosissima, 1965 nucleotides long. RefSeq lists its product as uncharacterized. Lineage: Eukaryota; Viridiplantae; Streptophyta; Magnoliopsida; Proteales; Proteaceae. Gene Ontology annotation, molecular function: protein binding. Gene Ontology annotation, cellular component: nucleus. The coding region runs from base 41 to 1522 and encodes 493 amino acids. The transcript is spliced from 16 exons. The record is from RefSeq and is a predicted model, not a curated record. Gene Ontology annotation, biological process: rRNA processing.